Molecule: messenger RNA, 1081 nt
Organism: Pogonomyrmex barbatus (red harvester ant)
Lineage: Eukaryota; Metazoa; Arthropoda; Insecta; Hymenoptera; Formicidae
Product: odorant receptor 13a-like
Biological process (GO): sensory perception of smell; detection of chemical stimulus involved in sensory perception of smell
Cellular component (GO): plasma membrane
Molecular function (GO): odorant binding; olfactory receptor activity
Source: RefSeq, a predicted model, not a curated record
GGUAAGCUUUUCGUUGCAAAUUUUUUCGGAUUUCUAAUUCCGAGCAGAAGUCAUAAAUAAAGAGAAAGCAUACUUAAUUUAUAUUAAUUAUCAAAUUACUCCAACAUUUCGCAAACACACAUACACAUCUCUGUCCACUCGGAUGGAUCAUUUCGAUCGAUAUUCUUUAAGUUUCUUUUAAAUGCGUUAUAGUGUGCUGAGCAAAAUAAUAGCGAAUAUAAUUAAAGAUUGGAAGGAGUGCGACGUUUGUGAUGAGUGCACAAUGACUAGGAUGGCAUACAUCUCUCGUCGGUUCUCCAACUUUAUAAUCGCCUUGUACGCGAUCUCGGUAUUCUUGUACGCAACCGGUACUUUGAUGAAGUAUAAAAGUAACAAUCAAACUGACACGCGAGAGCUCAUCCUUAAGAUGGAAUUACCCUUUGAGAUCAAAAGCACGUCGGUACAUAUAGUUGUUCUUAUUACGCAGUUUGUUCAUCAGACGAGUGCAGCUAGUAUGGUGGGCGUGAUAAAUUCCUUGCUAUUAACGUCAAUAAUCCACAUCUGCGGUCAAAUCGACAUUCUUCGAGAAUGGCUGGCAAAUAUCUUUUCCAAAAAGAUGGCAGGUUCGAUGGAUGAAAUCACGAUGCGAUCAUUGAUCAUAAAACAUCAACGUAUUAUUAUAUUUGCGGAAAAUAUCGAGAAUCUUUACACGUACAUCGCAUUAAUGAUGCUCUUAUCAGACACACUCAUCAUAUGCUGCUUAGGAUUUAUUAUUGUUACAUCACUCGACACGCCUAAUGCCGCAGCGAUAUUGGUGAAGUCCGUGUUAUUUUACAUAACAAUAAAUCUUGAAGCAUUUAUAUACUGUUUUUCCGGCGAAUAUCUGAGCGCUAAGAGCAAGAUGAUUGGAAAUGCGGCAUACGAUUCUCUUUGGUAUAAUUUUCCAGCCAAACAAAGUAGAAUUGUACUGUUUCUCAUUGUGAGAUCCCAGAAAAGAUUGACAAUUACUAGCGGAAAAAUCGUAGAUCUUUCUUUGGAGCAAUUUACUAGUGUAAUAAAAGCAUCAUUAUCGUAUAUAUCGGUGUUAUUGGCGAUGUACUAA